GUACGUGUAUGGAAUGGAAUGUAUUUAAAAUAUUCGGAAUGUACAUGCAUUGGGUGAUAUAUCCAAGCUGUAACUAUAUUCUUCGGGACUGCGAAGCCAAGACAGGACUCAAUACUUUGCAGACUUUUUUGCAUUUGGGACCACUCAUGAUGGAUACAUAAAAUGAUUGGUUUCUUUGUAGUUUUCUCCUAUUUUAGUGCACACUCAGUAAAUAUAUAUAUGGAGUCUGGAUCUAACUUCAUUCCCGGCAUAGUUUAAGACACGAUCAACUGGCUGAAGAAUUUUUUGUAAAUUUAGAUGCUGAAUGAGAAUGAUUAGACGCCACAGAGAAGACUUUCAGUAAAAAAAGUUAGAGCUGCAAUAGAUAAGGUUCCAAAAACCUUUCUAAUGAAAAUUGUUAACCGAGACGUCAACAAACAACAACAUAAGAAAGCAAUCACAUCUUAAAGAUGUCAAAUGCUCUUUAAUACUGCAUUACCAUGAAAAUCUUAUAAACGAGUCACUAUCUUAAGGUCCGACAUAGAAAACUGUCUCCUGUGGUUAAAAUAGGGACUCUCCAGAAGUUUUAUAUAUCUCCUACCACUUUAACAAAGUAAUCAAAUUUUUGAAAAAUCCUUUUAUUUCAAUCAAUAUAUUCAGCAAAAAGUUCAGAUGCGAAGGGUACGUCGACUUCGAACCUAACCCAAGAUAAUCCCCAAUUGCCGUUCCUCAAAUUUUUCAAGAAACGUCACCUUUGCCCAUUUGAUCUCAAAGUAAGAAUUUAUAUAUUUGCUAUAUGUAAUGCAGAUGAAGAAAUGAAUAUUGAUUUAUCAAACAACACGUUCCGCAAAAAAUGUUGAACUCGUUCCAAUUCCAUCAAAAAUGGCUUGUUGCUGUAAAACAAACAAUUUGAAUGCAGUAAAAUGGUAUAGAUGUAACCCCUUACUUCAAAACUAUUUCGUGGCUAAUACCACUAAAACAGUUCUGGAGCAUACAGCAGUAAGAAACUACUAAUGUCAAUAUUGAAUGAAGCAAAUCCGUUAAAUACCAUAUCUUUAACAUCGCAACAAGGUAUAGUUUUUUUUUACAUUUUCCUGUCAAUGUCUUAAGAGAGACAAUUUCUUUGUAUGCUGGAAGCUAAGCCCCGAAAUAUGAAAAUUUAAUGUCAGCACUAUUAAAUAGUAAAAAUAGCAAACAACGAAAAAUUUGAAACUUUAACUGUGUAUCCAUCUUCCACACAGUAGGACCGAAAAAGUCGUUCCAUUUCUGUAUUCAAAUAUCUUCUGUGGGACUUAGUCCACUAAAAAUCAUAACACAUACAGGCUGAAAAAUAAUAACGGAAAAUCUGAUAAAAAUUAUUUAAAUAAAAAUAUAUUCGUAACUAUGGUUGGAACACAACAAAAAAGUAAUCAUAUUCAAUUAUCUGGAACAAAUGCAAUCCGUGAUGAUAAUACUUUUCCCGGGAAAAGCGACGUAAAAGCAGCGCCCGUUGUAGCGAAAAUCGGUAAAGCAUCUUCACCUGCAAUAUCAAUAUCUACACCUCAGACCAAAAUCAAGAUGAUCAAUAAAAAUUCCACCCAGGCUGGCAUCACUCAUACCAAUUCACAUAAUUUAAGCCAUCACUCUUGUCACGGAAACAUGGUGCAAUAUUUUAGUAGUAGCUAUGGAUCACCGGGAAUGUUUCAUGAUAAUAAAAAAGAAUUGCAACCCACAGAGAAGCUCGAAAACCAUUCUGGAGAUGGCAAAAAUGUACAACGUAGUUUAAUUUCAGAUGGAUGCGAAAAUUCCGGAACCAUUCAAGCAAUCUCUCUGCCUGUUACAACAGUCUCGUCAAAAACCGAUUUCAUUUCCAGCUUUAUUUCAAAAGAUUUGCCUUCUUGCAGGGGUGCUAUUCCAUCCACUUAUAAAUUACAAUCGGAAUCAGAUUCCCUCGACCUAUUGAAGGAAAAAUCUCAACCAGUUGUAGAAAACGACGCUUUCACCUUUCAUGAGCAGAUCAUCAUGUCUGGCCAACAAAAGAGCGCAUUGCAAGAAAAACCAAAAGUACUGGUUGUUUCCCCGCAACAAGUUAUGAUAUUGUACAUGCAUAAAUUAACUCCAUAUGAGCGUACUGAAAUACUAGCGUAUCCACAGAUUUAUUUCAUUGGUGCCAAUGCAAAAAAACGCCCAGGAGUGUACGGACCAAACAAUUCUGAUUAUGAUAAUGAACAAGGGGCUUAUAUUCAUAUACCCCACGAUCACGUAGCGUAUCGAUACGAAAUGCUCAAGAUAAUUGGCAAGGGAAGCUUCGGCCAGGUGAUAAAGGCCUAUGAUCAUAAGACUCACGAGCAUGUAGCAUUAAAAAUAGUGCGCAAUGAGAAGCGGUUUCAUCGGCAAGCACAAGAGGAAAUUCGAAUUCUUCAUCAUUUACGUCGUCACGAUAAAUAUAAUACUAUGAAUAUCAUACACAUGUUUGACUACUUUACAUUUCGAAAUCACACUUGCAUCACAUUCGAGCUUCUCAGCAUUAACCUUUAUGAAUUGAUUAAGAAAAAUGGAUUUAAGGGCUUCAGCCUACAGCUUGUGCGAAAAUUUGCACAUUCGCUACUCCAAUGCUUGGAUGCGCUAUACAAAAAUGAGAUUAUACAUUGUGAUAUGAAACCAGAAAAUGUGCUUUUAAAACAACAAGGUCGUUCUGGUAUUAAGGUUAUUGACUUUGGUUCGUCAUGCUUUGAAAAUCAACGCAUAUAUACAUAUAUACAAUCACGAUUUUACCGUGCCCCUGAGGUUAUUUUGGGAGCAAAAUAUGGCAGAGCUAUUGACAUGUGGUCCUUGGGUUGCAUUCUGGCAGAACUACUAUCGGGUCACGCACUGUUUCCGGGUGAAAACGAAAGCGAUCAACUUGCCUGUAUUAUUGAAGUUCUCGGCAUGCCCAAUAAAACGUUACUAGCCACCUCAAAGCGAUCCAAAACGUUCUUUAGCCCAAAAGGUUAUCCACGUUAUUGCACUGUACGCACCAUGUCUGAUGGAAUGGUUGUGUUAAUUGGGGGCCAGUCGCGCCGAGGAAAGCCACGAGGUCCCCCAUGCUCAAAAAGCCUUUCUAAAGCACUGGAUGGAUGCAAGGAUCCGCUAUUUCUCAACUUUAUUCGUGGUUGUCUGGAAUGGGAUGCAGAUAAACGCUUAACUCCAUCGGAGGCUCUUAAACAUCCGUGGCUUCGCCGUCGUCUUCCCAGACCACCAAGUAGCUCAAGCGGUUGUGGUGUUUUAAACGGAGCUAAUGUCAGUGGUGAUCAAUCACCGGUAACAGGACUAAAUAUAACUUCUGCAAAUGAAACGACUGCAUCUGCAAGCUCUGCUAUAUCUGCCUCAUUAACAAUGGAAAGAGAGAACAGCAAUUGUAGUGGUCGUGUAAACCAUGGCGGAAUUUCUGAAGAAGAAUUUAAAAGUACCAUAAGUCUCAACGGCUCGGACGGAUCGUUACCAGCGCCAGCUGCUGCUUUCUUAACAGCCGACCUUUUGGCGGAUAGUUUUAAAAAUACUACUGUUAUAUCGCCACAUUUGUCGUCGUUAACCCAUUCAGCUGAUUCCAGUUGCGUUAGUGGUCUCAGUACAGUCGCUCGGAGUGUUGUUACUUCCAGACAUCCACCGUCAUCAUUAUCGUAUUUGCCGCACAUGAACAAUAAUGGAACUGAACGUUUAUCUAGCUUUUCUGCCUCGUUAAACAGCUCUGCCAACUCAUUGACGCAAUUGGAACCGGUCAUAAACUUAGAUGUAUUCUCCGUAUAUUCAGCUUCAACCACACCUAAUUUAACAGCAACCGAUAUAGGUUUGGUUUCAGAUUCUGUUACGGAAGAUAUGGACAUGACAGCUUCGUCCUCUUUUGUUAAUCUCAGUAACACCUGCGUAAUGGAUAAGUCCAGUGGUAUCAAUGAAAAUAAAAACUUUUCACAGCACGCCCAUAAUUUUAAAGUAUCUUCCAAAGAUAUGUAGCUAAUUGUUUGACGAUAUACAGAUUUUUGCCAUCUAAGGGAUUAGAAGCACUACUAAUUGUUGUUAUCUGAUUUAUUAACAACACUGCCAUAGAUGUUAUAAGCUGAAUACGUCUAUAUAGUUGGCCCUGAUUUGCAUUGUAUUGGCACUUGCUUUAAAUUACACAUGCAGCAUAGAUCUCAAGAAAAUAUCAAAAUUAUGCAUUUGAAUUACAGACAAGUAAAAAAUAUUGCCAAUUUUUCUU
This is a messenger RNA of Drosophila persimilis, 4192 nucleotides long. It is a transcript of the gene Dyrk3, whose product is annotated as putative dual specificity tyrosine-phosphorylation-regulated kinase 3 homolog. Lineage: Eukaryota; Metazoa; Arthropoda; Insecta; Diptera; Drosophilidae. Gene Ontology annotation, molecular function: protein serine/threonine kinase activity; protein serine/threonine/tyrosine kinase activity; ATP binding. Bases 1363 to 3948 code for a protein of 861 amino acids. Gene Ontology annotation, biological process: peptidyl-serine phosphorylation; peptidyl-threonine phosphorylation. The transcript is spliced from 6 exons. Gene Ontology annotation, cellular component: nucleus. The record is from RefSeq and is a predicted model, not a curated record.